Clarias gariepinus (North African catfish) is the source of this 2111-nucleotide messenger RNA. RefSeq names its product dihydrolipoamide S-succinyltransferase (gene dlst). The transcript is spliced from 15 exons. Gene Ontology annotation, molecular function: dihydrolipoyllysine-residue succinyltransferase activity. The record is from RefSeq and is a predicted model, not a curated record. Gene Ontology annotation, cellular component: oxoglutarate dehydrogenase complex. Lineage: Eukaryota; Metazoa; Chordata; Actinopteri; Siluriformes; Clariidae. Gene Ontology annotation, biological process: tricarboxylic acid cycle. Bases 127 to 1497 code for a protein of 456 amino acids.
ACGCGCGCUGCAGAGCUGCCAGCAGACGCUCCGGUAGAGAACGGGGAGUUCCUUCCUUCUCUCGGGAUCUUGGCGGUGUGAGUUACGGGUUCGUCCGGGCGUAUCAUCGCUGUUCGAGCAGCCGAUAUGUUAUCUCGUUCCCGGUGUCUCACGCGCUCUGUCGGUCGCUCUCUCGUUGCCCUCCGACAGGGUAACACUGUUUUAGCAAGACGAGCUGCUUCAGGCGUAUCGGCUACUCAGUGCCUCACCGUCAGGAACAAUCUAAAGUUUGAGACGAGGCCCAGUAUCUGGCAAAUCAGAUACUUCAAGACCACUGCGUGUCACAGGAAUGAGGUUAUUACCAUCAACACACCAGCGUUUGCUGAGUCUGUCACAGAGGGCGAUGUGAGGUGGGAGAAAGCUGUGGGAGAUACUGUUGCAGAAGAUGAGGUGGUUUGUGAAAUCGAGACCGAUAAGACGUCCGUGCAGGUGCCCUCUCCUGCUGCAGGAGUGAUCGAGGAGCUCCUGAUUCCUGAUGGAGGCAAAGUGGAGGGAGGCACACCACUGUUCAAACUGAGAAAAGGAGCCGGCGCUCCCAAGGCGGCUGCUGCCCCUGCUCCAGCAGCCGAGGCCCCGGCAGCUGCUGCACCUCCACCUCCUCCACCUCCUGCUGCUACAGUGGGGCCUAUCCCGUCCACCAUGCCCCCAGUGCCACCCGUGCCCGCCCAGCCUGCUACUUCCAAACCAGUGUCUGCCAUCAAACCGACCGCAGCUCCUGCUGCCCCUGCUGCAGACUCUGGAGCAAAGGGAGCACGCUCCGAGCACAGGGUUAAGAUGAAUCGUAUGAGGCUGAGGAUUGCUCAGAGGCUAAAAGAAGCUCAGAACACCUGUGCCAUGUUGACGACUUUCAAUGAGGUGGACAUGAGCAACAUUACAGAGAUGAGGAAAGUCUACAAAGACGCUUUCUUAAAGAAACACAGCAUCAAACUGGGCUUCAUGUCUGCCUUCGUGAAAGCAGCUGCCUAUGCUUUAGUAGACCAGCCAGCAGUCAACGCAGUAAUUGAUGACACGACGAAAGAGAUUGUGUACCGAGAUUACGUCGACAUCAGCGUGGCGGUAGCGACACCGAAGGGAUUAGUGGUGCCGGUAAUUAGAGGCGUGGAAGGAAUGAACUUUACAGACAUUGAAAAAGCUAUAAACGAGCUAGGGGAAAAGGCACGUAAGAACGAGCUGGCAGUGGAAGAUAUGGAUGGCGGCACGUUCACCAUCAGUAACGGCGGGGUUUUCGGCUCGCUCUUCGGCACACCCAUCAUCAACCCACCACAGUCUGCAAUUUUGGGCAUGCAUGGUAUCUUUGACAGGCCAGUGGCUGUUGGUGGCAAGGUUGAGGUCAGGCCCAUGAUGUAUGUAGCCCUGACAUAUGACCAUCGUCUGAUUGAUGGUAGAGAGGCCGUCACUUUCCUGCGUAAGAUCAAGUCUGUGGUUGAGGACCCCAGGGUGCUGCUCUUGGAUAUGUGAGAUGAUCAUAACGCGCACAUUAAUGGCUGACUUCCUCAGAGUUUCACACAGUGGUUAUUUUUCCCCUCCAAAAAAAAAUAAUAAAUACUUACUGCAUAUGAUUUACUGUGUUGGUUAACUAGGGAAAGAAGCAUUUUGAAUGUUCAUUUACUCUACAAUAGCAUGAAGGUAACAGUUGAAUGGACUAGCCUGGAAAAAAGGGUGUCUCAGCUGGCAUCUUCUUAAUAAAAAGGCUGUCACACCAUUCAUAAGUGCUUUUUUUGCCAAUGUUUAACUUGAUAUAUGUAUGAUUAUUUUAAGACAUAUGCAGUUGUAUGUAUACGUUGCUCCAAAUAUGUCAGAAUAUUGGAUUUCUGACCAGUAAAACAAGCACAGUAGUAGACAGUUUCUCGUUUUGCAUUUUGUCUGUUUAAAGAGGUAGUAGUCCAUCGGUCGACCAGCCAGCCAGAUACACUGUUUUGUUAUGUUCACAACACACACUUUGGUGCAUAUUGUGUACUUGUGCUUACAGUAUGGCCCUUCAACAAAGUCAAAAUCAGAUUCUGUCUAUGCUGUGUAAAGAAACAUAUUUAAGGAGGAAAAAGCUUUUAAACAAUAAAUUGAUGAAAAUUGGG